AUGUCCGUGUCAGCAGUAAUGGAUGAGCAUACUAAUGAGGCCCCAGUCCACGGGGAUUCGUCGCCAUCAGAGUCUUCAUAUGCACCGCAGCCCGAGACCGAAGCAUCCUUGGUCCUGAAGGCGACGGCUAACAGCUACCCUUUUCUGGUCCAUUCGACUGAUACUCUGGCCAACAAUCGUCCUCCCAAUGUCGACAACAAGCCUCUGGCCCGUCAAAAGCGAAGACGAACAAGUCCCGAUGACCAGAAGAUUCUCGAGGAGGCCUACGCAAAGAACUCGAAGCCUGACAAGGCCACUCGUAUGGAUAUUGUGAGCCGUGUCGCUCUGGGUGAAAAGGAAGUCCAGAUUUGGUUCCAGAACCGUCGCCAAAGUUCUCGUAGAAAGUCCAAACCACUGGAUCCUCGCGAGAUGGCCAAUUACCACUCAUCAUAUUCCUCGCCGCUCGACGCCCAACCUGCUGAUCACCGAGAAGACCCGUCCACAAGCCAGGACAAUCCGACGCAUACUGCCGACUCGACCUCGAUAUCCCAGGACAAGGUUGCUCCAUCUGCCAGCCAGAAUAUCUCGACCUCUUUCGUUGAGGUUCCCAGUUCACAACCCGAACCAGCCUCCCAGGACUCGGUUUCGAAACCCGGCUACUUGUCUAACAGACGUAACAAUGCUUCUUUCACUGCCAACGACUCGUUCGAGGCACCAUCGAAUAGUCAGGAGCCGUCGACAAAGCGUCUAAGGAAAUCCGAUUCCAAGAUUCGCCUGUCCAUGACGGCUGAUGGUGUUGCCCGCGUCAUGGAGGGUGAUGAUCUUACAUCUUCCCCUCCUCGAAAGUUCCCUCCUCCUGUAUCUGCCAGUACCGAUCUCGAUGAGCCUGCCAGUCAAUCAAACGAACUAUACCGUACUAACAGUCAGGUCAGUCUGUGUGAUACACUCGGCAGCCAAGAAGGCGGUACCAGUCUUCGUCGAAAACCGAGUGGACGAUCUCGCGACUCACGUGUGUGGUCUUUCUUUGCCGACCGUGGUGCACGUAGUGAAUUGGAAGACCGCGCAAACCAGGAGACCAGCGGUGACGCAGCUGAAGCCAUCUCUCUCUUGCGCCAGCAGGAGAAGGAUCGCGCGAACCACCCUUUGACACGCGUGCCUUCUCUGAAACGUCUGAAUCCUCAGACCAUCUCUAGCGAGGAUCGUGCUGUGAAACGUAUGCGCCAAAGCCAGUCUUUCAACUUGCCUCCUCCUUCAUCUGCUCCUUCGGCCGUAGCCGCAACUCCGUUUCGCCAACCUCUCAUGCAACGCUCAUCCUCAGCACGUAAUUUGCAAUCUACCAACAGAAGACCCGCUCACCAGGAUCCUUUACUGUUGGCCAAGACGCCUAAACUCAAGCAGACACCUACUUUCGAGAUCUCAGCAGAUUCUGACAAGGAAAAUUGGAGCCCUGGUGAUCGCCCUUCAGCUUUCAUGGACCGUCAGUUCCUGCACCAGAUGGCAACCUCACCAGCCGCCAUGCCGUCAACGAUCAAGAGACCACGUGCACUUGCUGGCUUUCACGAAACGCCCGCGCCUCGCAAUCGUGGCAAGCAUAGUAGCAGAACUCAAGUCGAGCAUCUCGAUGACGACGAAGAGGAUGAGGAUGUCAUGCAGUUCAUGAAUCAGCCCAGCAGUGGUGUCAGAAAAGACAAGACGCAUCGUCCUCUUGAGAGAGACGAACGCCAAAGUUCAGAGGAGGAAGAUCUGAACUGUGUUGAGGGUUUGCUCAAGUUGAGCCAGGGCAACUGGGGUGGUGCCAGGUGA
Messenger RNA from Aureobasidium melanogenum CBS 110374, 1782 nucleotides. RefSeq lists its product as uncharacterized. Bases 1 to 1782 code for a protein of 593 amino acids. Lineage: Eukaryota; Fungi; Ascomycota; Dothideomycetes; Dothideales; Saccotheciaceae. The transcript is spliced from 3 exons. Gene Ontology annotation, molecular function: DNA-binding transcription factor activity, RNA polymerase II-specific; RNA polymerase II cis-regulatory region sequence-specific DNA binding. Gene Ontology annotation, biological process: cell differentiation; regulation of transcription by RNA polymerase II. The record is from RefSeq and is a predicted model, not a curated record.